Sodiomyces alkalinus F11 is the source of this 759-nucleotide messenger RNA. RefSeq lists its product as hypothetical. Bases 288 to 692 code for a protein of 134 amino acids. The transcript has a single exon. NCBI's taxonomy places the organism in Eukaryota, Fungi, Ascomycota, Sordariomycetes, Glomerellales, Plectosphaerellaceae. The record is from RefSeq and is a predicted model, not a curated record.
CCCCCUUUCAUCCAAGCUAAAUUUUGUCUGCAUCCUGGAUUGUUGCUGACUCGUCCUGAUUCUCAUCAGUAACCACCGCUGAGGCCUCUGCCCCAACCUCCGGACAAGAGGUACUCUCAAGCGCGUCAAGGACAUCCUUCGAAACUAUCCAAACGUCACACGCCUCAGCAGGCCACUCCGAGACAUGGCCGAUCGGAAACCAGUCGAACCUCCCUUCCAGCGAGAACGACGCGGGCAUCACUGCCGGAACCAUCAUCGGGAUUUCGGCCGGCAUUGGCGGAUUCACCAUGGCCGCCGUUUUCCUGCUACUCUUCAUCUUCAUGCGACGUCACAAGAAAGCCAUCAAGGCCCGCACCGGAUCUGCCAGCACCUGCGGCAGUGGCGGCAGUGGCGGCAGUGGCGGCAGUGGCAUGCAAGAGGCUCGCUCUGGCAGCGGGGGACUGAUCGAUCGGGAUCCCUGGCCGGAACACUCACCACUACACGACGAAAGGUCCCUGCACACUCCGGGAAUAGACUCAAGUCGCUCAACUCGUUCGACUUGUCAUUAUCAGCCGCAGCAUGUCCAUGGUCCCGCAGAGCUGGACGACUCCCCGAAAUAUGCCGGUGGUGACACUGGUGGGCGGCAGCAGUAUCGGGAGCCGCAUGGUUUCAUUGCCGAGCUGCCGGGAAACAGCCCUUCGGUCCGACAUUGAUGGGGAUUGGGGCUUUUAGGUUUUGAGAUGGAAGAGAGGUGGACGAUACGAGGGAGGAGAGGUUGAU